This is a messenger RNA of Notolabrus celidotus (New Zealand spotty), 3888 nucleotides long. RefSeq names its product zinc finger and BTB domain containing 3 (gene zbtb3). Gene Ontology annotation, molecular function: RNA polymerase II cis-regulatory region sequence-specific DNA binding; DNA-binding transcription factor activity, RNA polymerase II-specific; protein binding. Gene Ontology annotation, biological process: regulation of transcription by RNA polymerase II. The record is from RefSeq and is a predicted model, not a curated record. NCBI's taxonomy places the organism in Eukaryota, Metazoa, Chordata, Actinopteri, Labriformes, Labridae. Gene Ontology annotation, cellular component: nucleus.
AUGGAGUUCCAUCAGCAUUCCAAACAGCUGCUGUCAGCUCUGCGUUCUCAGCGCCAGCGGGGCUUCCUUUGUGACUGCAUUGUCCUGGUGGGCUCAUCUCGUUUCCUGGCUCACAGGGCUGUUUUGGCCUCCUGUUCGCCUUUCUCCCACAUGUUCUACUCAGAUUCCCCGGGGGUCGGUGGUGGGAACGGUACCAGCAGCUCUGUCACACUCGACAGCGACAUCGUCACGGCUGCUGCUUUUGGCUUGCUCUUGGACUUUGUGUAUGAAGGUGUGCUACAGCUGAAUGAGUCUCCGCCAGUGGAGGAUGUAUUGGCAGCUGCAAGCUUUCUGCACAUGAACGAGGUGGUGAGAGUAUGUAAAAGACGACUGCAAAGGCGAGGGCCUCUAGCCGAGGCAGACAGCACCCGCUCUGAGGAGAGUGCUGUAGCGAGGAGGGCCACAGAGACAGUGAGGCAGGGUGGGUGUGAACCCAUGGUGGCCAUGGCAGGUGAUCACUUGAAUCCAGCAGCGUUGGCGGCAUCACUCUCAUCAGUAACCACAGCAGAGAGGAGUCAGCUCAACUAUGUGAAAUCUGAGCAGAGGACAGGUGGGGGGGUUGCAAAGUCUAGAGCUCAGACUCCCCUGAGCCCAAACCUGGCUGAUACCACGCAGCCUGGCAUGGACGCCCCUCCUCUGCCACCAGGCAGAGAGGCUGUACCUGGGAUAAUCACAGGCCGAUCUGAUCCUACCUCAGGAGGUCAUGACAGAUUAAAGACUGGAGAUCAAGGGGAGGGAUCAGCGCUCUGCAGUCCAUGCAGCUCUACAGAGUCCUAUAGCCACAGUGGUAACCAGCAGCCUUCCUCGUCCUCUUCGUCCUCAGUGCCAGUGAGUCAGGCCAGAGGUCAGUCAGUGGUUUUUCCUCCUUACUCAGAAUCCAGCCUCUGCCCCAGCCCCCGUCAGCAGGACACACCAAGACUACCCAGUGAAGGUUCUGUCCGGCACCCCUCAGAAGGUGAUCACAGAGGUGCAUCAGGCGGAGAACAGCAGAUGGUCAUGAUAAUCCAAGCAUCAGCAGCAACCUCACACAGGGAAAUGAGCCAGACACACUCACAACUGCAGAAUGACUUCCCCCAGAUUCGAACGAGUGCUGUGUCUCUGCAACACCAAAGCCUGGACCUUCAACUCCGCUCAGACUCAAACUUUAAAGGGACCUGAUGUGUUACUGGUGCUCAUCCCACAGUUAGACAAGAGAGAUCUCUUCUGGGUGGAGUGAGGACAGAUGGCAGAGAUGAGGAGAAUGUGAAAGUCAAAGUGGAGGCCAUUGUCAUAUCUGAUGAGGAGUUAGAGGAGGAAAAGGGGGAGAGUCCAGAAAGAGAACCAGUGAUGGAUGUAGACGAUGAGUUUGAAGAAGAUAUCCAGGAGGAGGAUCUUAACAAUCCUCAGUAUCUCUCCUCCCACCCACAGGGCCUUUUACAAAUGACUUCCCAAUCUAAUGACUACUCCUUCCCCCUCUCUCCCUCUUCCUCCUCCUCUGGUGCCGGCCCUUCCUCCCAGGACACUUCUUCAACCUCUUUCGCUGCGUCCAUCAAUCCUCUGUCCACAGCUCAGAAUCAGUCAGACCCUCCUGCCUACUUCCAGGACUUCCAAGACUCUAUGGGGACCUUUGCGGAUGAUGUGCCCACAUGUGAAGCCUGUGGAAACUUCUCAUGUACGUACACGCUGCGGCGCCAUGCCAUUGUUCACACGCGUGCACGUCCUUACGAGUGUCACUACUGCUACCGGAGCUACACACAAUCAGGUGACCUGUACCGACACAUUCGCAAAGCCCAUGACCGCUCACUGCGCACCAAACGCACCAAAGCGGACAUGGAAAUGUUAGAGCCCUCCCCAACCACCACCGCCACCACAAAUACCACCUCUCCUCUAACACACAGACACAUCUGUGUUUGUCCUACUCCACACAUCACUUCAACCUCAGAUUCUAACUCUAAAUUGAAUGGAGCUGCGUCAAAAUAUUUAUAAUUUCAGAACUCAACAUCCAGCUCAACUUACAAAAUAUAUUAUCAUAUAUUUUAUACACACCCUGCAUAAGCUCUUGCUUUCUUUUGUACUGAAGGCAUUUGUUCCCCAUGAUUACAGAAAUACAAUACAGUCAUACACACAUACACACAUCAUCUUUUUUGCUUAUGAAGGUACCACAGUGUGAAGAGGUAAUUUAGUGGCAGGGAUAAAAAGAGAUGGUUCAGUUUUUUCUACAUUCUAAGGAAAGGGGCUUCACUGCCUCAUCUCUUAUCUCCUUUUCUUUUGUAAGGAAACAAUUUAUUGAUAUUUUCCUGAGUACACACUGGGCAUGAUGCUGUUCUUGUACUGCAUCCUCUAAAUAUUCUAGUUUCACCAGAAGAGCCAUCUCAAUAACAUCCUUCAGAUAUAAGUGCAUUGGGAUUUUCAGAGAACUGCAGCUGUUGUUUGAAGUCCUCAUGGAUCCUCCCUUCUAUAGUUCUCUGACCUCGUGUUUUUUAUGGAAAGAGGUUUAAGGAAAUCGAUGUGUGUUUUACUUAGGCUCCAGCCAGUAAACACAAGUGAUACCUGCAUUUCAAAGAAAGCUGGCAUGCUAGACAUUCAUGUCAACAUAGAACUCUAAAGUUUGAUUGUUUAAAUCCUUUUUUUUAUUUAAAAAAUGGUUCCUUUGUUAAUGAAUUAGUGCUUCUUUUAUACUCUUCAUAUAAUUUAUGAUUUGUGUAUGGUUUAUUUUAUCGUCAGUUUUGAUGAAGCCAAUACACUCAUAGCAGAUGUUUACAAUAUAUUUAAUAUAGUAGGAAGCAACACUGCAAAAUAGCUUUUAAUCUUGCCUUUGUUUUUGUUAUCUUUUUCAUCCUCUACACAUUUUCUUGAGCAGUAACACAGCAAGUUGUGUUCAUUGAUACAUUUUCCUAAAUAUGGUAUCUGACCUGAAAACAUUUAAGUGGUUUAUCACAUUUCAAAGAUACAAUAUCAACUUAUAGAGGUAAUAUUGUGAAUUUGUGGUUUCUUGUCCAAACUUCUGGAUUUUCUAUAUUGUGUGAUAACAUUUCACAUGGCAUUUCCAUAUGGACAGUUUUAAGUUGUAAGGAAAGGGGUUUGAUUAUUGCCUAUUCCACUUCCAGCCUACUGUUACUAUGUUCACAUGUAUUUGUGAAGUAAGGGAAAGCAGGAAAACAGUUUUCGUAAUUCCCCCUCAAUGUACGUUUUCACUUUUUGCUCAUGUGACUGUUCCCCCUGCAGUUUUCCCUGUAGUGACAGAAUACGCAGAACAAGCACCCUUUAACUUAGUCUCCUCUAAAAAUGUUUAUAUUUAAUGAUGUGCCUCAAUGACUGUUGACACUGUUUGAGUUAGUUGUCAUGUCAUUUAAACAGUUUUCAAAAUUGUUUCUGUAGAAUAUGAAUUAUUAUGUACUCUUAUACACACAUGAAGAUGUACAACUGGAUACUAAGAAACUGGAUCAGAGACAUUUGGACAGGUUUCACGCCGGCUUGUGUGCACAAUCUAGAUGUCACCACCUGUGAGUAAACAGUUUAGUGGAGAUGAGGGUAAAUAUAUUUCUUUGCAUUACACAAAGCACAGGCUGGCCAGUCAACCACAUUUUCAUUUUUCUUUAUUUCACUACAAAACACAUAUAAAAAUAUAAACAUUGAAUCUGUUAUCACACUACAACAACACAGGGUUUAUUCUUAAGUCUCCUCACACACUGUAUCCAGUUAUCAGAAAAACUGUACAUGCUGAGGUGGUGCACCGGGCCUCCUCUAGACAGUAUGUUCUGUCCUCUCUUCAGUCCUCCACUGGCCCAUGGAUCUGUGAAGAUGUAAAAUUUCAAUGUUCUUUUAUUUGCAACCACCUGAUGUUGUAAUAAAUUGACUGUUGUCAACGUA